Molecule: messenger RNA, 3602 nt
Organism: Trichomycterus rosablanca
Lineage: Eukaryota; Metazoa; Chordata; Actinopteri; Siluriformes; Trichomycteridae
Gene: esr2b
Product: estrogen receptor 2b
Exons: 10
Coding region: 124-2022 (632 amino acids)
Biological process (GO): cellular response to estradiol stimulus; regulation of transcription by RNA polymerase II; cellular response to estrogen stimulus
Cellular component (GO): nucleus; chromatin
Molecular function (GO): nuclear estrogen receptor activity; zinc ion binding; estrogen response element binding
Source: RefSeq, a predicted model, not a curated record
GCUUUCUCGGAGCGCUCACACGGUGCCUCAGAGAGAGUUUCAAACAGCUGUUGCACUUCAACCGGUCAGUGAUGGUUAUAGGCCAUUAAACCAGGUUCAUUGUCAGAGUUCUCCACACUGGCGAUGAGCUCCUUUUCUGAUCCUGUUCUGGAAUCAGGAUCUCCGAUCCUGCAACAAGCAAAGGGUGUAGAGCGUGAGGAGGUGCCACCGCUAUACCCGGCGCUCUAUAACUCCUCUUUGGGGAUAGACAGAGGAGCAGUUUGUAUCCCUUCUCCAUAUGCAGAUAACGGUAAUAAAGAGUAUAGCCAUGCCGAGUUAGGAGCGUUAGCCUUUUACAGAUCCUCUGUGCCUGAGCACCCAGCAAUGGCGCCGCCACUUAGCCCAUCGAUCUUCUGGCCCUCACACAACAUGCAUUCCUUGCCCUCUCACACCUUGCACUGCCCAUCAGCGCUGGCAUACACUGAGCCACCCACACAUACAGCCUGGGGUGAGGCCAAAAUGCACACACCUGGAAGAAGCAGUUCUUUUCCAUCUCAUGGAAAGCUUUACGCAAAGCCACUAGAAGACAGUGAGGAAGCUUUGAGCUCUUCUUCCUCCUCGGGUGUUGUGUCAAAAAGUGACAUGCACUUCUGUGUUGUGUGCCAUGAUUACGCUUCAGGAUACCAUUAUGGUGUCUGGUCCUGCGAGGGCUGCAAGGCUUUCUUUAAAAGAAGCAUUCAAGGUCACAAUGACUAUAUCUGCCCAGCCACUAACCAGUGUACAAUAGACAAGAACCGUCGCAAGAGCUGUCAAGCCUGCCGCCUGCGCAAGUGCUAUGAAGUGGGCAUGAUGAAGUGUGGAGUAAGACGAGAAAGGUGUGGUUAUCGGGGCACCCGUCACCGGCGUGCGCAACAGAUCAAAGACGGCUCAGCUGGACCUGCUGGCGUCAAAAGUCAUGCCCAGCAAAAUCAUCGGGCUCCACUCCAUCUCUCACUAUCGCUCCCAGAUCCCCGGGUUUCACUGGAGAGCCGCAUUUUAGGUUUAUCCCCUGAGAAGCUGGUGCAGUGCAUCCUGGAGGCUGAGCCACCACAAAUCUACCUGAAACAACCGAUGAAAAAACCAUACACAGAGAGCAGCGUAAUGAUGUCACUGACACACCUCGCCGACAAGGAACUGGUCCUUAUGAUCAGCUGGGCCAAGAAGAUCCCAGGUUUCGUGGAGCUGAGUUUGUCCCAUCAGGUGCACCUGUUAGAGUGUUGCUGGUUGGAGGUGCUCAUGCUUGGCCUAAUGUGGAGAUCUGUAGACCACCCUGGGAAUCUCAUCUUCUCUCCGGAUCUUAAACUCAGCCGGGAGGAAUGGAGCUGUGUAGAGGGAAUUAUGGAGAUCUUCGACAUGCUCUUGGCUGGCUCUUCAAGAUUCAGAGAGCUGAAACUGCAGAAGGAGGAGUACGUUUGCCUCAAAGCGCUCAUCCUGCUCAACUCCAACAUGACAUCCCCAGAGUGCGAGGAGGAACUGGAGAGCCGGACGAAGCUGCUGCGGCUGCUGGAUGAUGUGACUGAUGCACUGGUGUGGGCCAUUUCCAAAACAGGCCUGUCCAUGCAGCAACAAUCUGCUCGUCUUGCUCACCUACUAAUGCUGCUCUCACACAUCCGACAUCUUAGCAACAAAGGCAUGGAGCACCUUUCCAGUAUGAAGAGGAAGAAUGUAGUCUUAUUGUAUGACCUGCUGCUGGAGAUGCUUGAUGCAAACACAGCUCAAAACAAACGUCUGUCUGGAAGCCACUCUGACCCUGUAGUUACGAUCCCAGCAACCCCACCAAUCACACAACCCACCUCCCGGAUCCAAAGUCCAAUUACACACCAGCUUACACACAGAGAGGAAUCACAGGGGGACGAGCACAGCCCUGAGAGGAGGACCGUUGGUGUAGUGCAGCAUAGGGUAGAAGGAGCGAGCGAAGUUGUUGGAAAGGGUGCAGCUGUAGUCGUCCUCCGAAUGUGGUACCAGGCACGUCAGCAUCAGCAGCAGCAAAAAGAGCAGGUGUAAAGGAAAUGCAGCCCGAAGAACCCGGUACAGAAAUGGUCUGUGUGCAGAAACAUUCGUGUUCUGUCCCCUGGAGAUCAAAACGAACAGGAAAGAAGAAAAAAUAAACAGGUCAGAGAAAGCAAAAUGAGCCUUAGAGGUAGGACACAUUCAAAAUGUUUUAAAUGUUUUUUUCAUGAUUCAUGGUACAAAAACGCUGCCUUUUAAAAGUCUGUACAACACUACCAGUAAAACUACCAAUAAAACACAGCCAGUAAAACAGUACCAGUAAAUCUUGCCAAGUGCUUGUUACUGUGAGUUAGACCUACAGUACAUGUCUACCUGUCUACAAGUCUGUCUGUGAUAUUAAAAAAGUAUCUCAGUAAGUAACUCAGGUAAACCACAUUUUGACAUCUUUUAUCACAAUAUUUUGAUACAGUGAUAUCUUAAAAAAAGUUUUGGACUUCCCUAUUAUCAAAUUUCAUGUGUUGUUGAUUGAAAAGUGAAGAAAUAUAAACACAUUCUGGACAAAAAAAAAAACCAAAUGUGGUGAUUUUCUGCUAAUUUAGGUGCAAACUUUUGCACAAGACACAUUUUAUUUUUUCCAAUAUGAUACAUUUUGCAAAUAAACACUUGCUGCUGGAGCCUAUGCCAGUUUUUCAAUGGGAGCAAGGCACACAGUAACACCCUGGACGGGGCACCAGUCCAUCGCAGGGCAAUUCAGGGUCUCCAAUUAACCUGACUGCAUCUUUUUGGACUGUGGAAGGAAACCGGAGCUCCCGGAGAAAACCCACGCAGACACGGGGAGAACAUGCAAACUACACAGAAAGGACCUGGAACGCCCCGCCUGGAGAUCAAACCCAGGACCUUCUUGCUGUGAGGUGACAGUGCUACCCACUUAGCCACCGUGCCGCUUUAUCCUAGUCAGGUUCGCCAAUCCAUUGCAGGCCUUCAGCCACCACCUUUUUAGGCACUGAAUAAAAAAAUACAUUUUUUAAUGUUUGGGGAGCUGCAAAAUCUCCUGAUGUGUAAAUAUUCAGCGCUAAGCAAAACCCCUGAUUUAUUACGUCUGGCUGCACUUAGUUCUCUGCAAAUGUAAAAACUGGAUUACAUGUUCCAGUCAUUUAUGUAUUCCCUACACACACACGCCCCACAUGCAAACUGUCGAUACGUACGUCACACUUUUAGGAGGUCUCAUUUCAACAGGCCUCGUCUCCUACAAAACAGAAGUGAGGAAACAAGUCAGCAUUUUUCAGAGACACAAGGAACUCAUCACAAAGCUGUUUCCCUUUUUUGAUGAUCGUUCUCUGUAAGGUACCUUGUCUGUUAGAGCAGAGACUCCUGCUGCACUUCUCACAUCACUGCCAUCUACUGAUGAACCUUCACUUUCCUGCAACACAAAUGCACAUUCACUUUUUUAUUACAACCAUUUGUUUCUGUUUUUAAUCUCCAUGCUAAUUAAUCUAACCUCAAGCAACAUGCUGCUAUUUUAUAAAAUUUACUCUUAAUAAACUACCCUUUGGAAUGCACUUAGCCUUUCGCUUUGCUGUUUUUUUUCUCUGCCAGUGUUUGAGUAACAUUCAGAUUAGGGCUGGGCGAUUUUA